AUGAAGAGAAAUAGCCUGUCCUCCUUUUCCGCCUCUCUCUGGUUGCUGUUUACAGCAGUGAUGCUUCAAGCUGUAGAAUCAGCUAAAGGAAAAUAUGCUCACAUGCUGUUCAAUGAACUGUUUGAAGACUACUCAAAUGCUCUAAGACCAGUGGAAGACACAGAUAAAGUACUGAAUGUCACCCUUCAGAUCACAUUGUCCCAAAUUAAAGACAUGGAUGAAAGGAACCAAAUUUUGUCAACUUACUUAUGGAUUCGACAAAGCUGGUAUGAUGCAUACCUCAAGUGGGACAAAGAUAAAUAUGAUGGGUUGGAUUCUAUCAGGAUUCCAAGCAAUUUGGUUUGGAGACCAGAUAUUGUCCUAUAUAACAAGGCCGAUGAUGACUUUUCAGAACCAGUGAAUACUAAUGUUGUGUUGAGAUAUGAUGGAAAAAUCACUUGGGAUGCACCUGCUAUCACAAAGAGCUCAUGUGUAGUGGAUGUAUCUUAUUUUCCUUUUGACAGCCAGCAAUGCAACCUUACAUUUGGGUCCUGGACCUAUAAUGGUAAUCAGGUAGACAUCAUCAAUUCUCUUGAUAGUGGUGACCUCUCUGACUUUGUAGAAGAUGUGGAAUGGGAGAUUCAUGGUAUGCCAGCAGUUAAGAAUGUCAUCACUUACGGCUGCUGCUCUGAGCCGUAUCCAGAUGUGACCUUCACACUGAUUUUGAAAAGGAAGUCUUCUUUCUACAUAUUUAAUCUGUUGCUUCCUUGCAUUUUGAUCUCUUUCCUGGCCCCACUGGGAUUCUAUCUCCCUGCAGACUCUGGGGAAAAAGUGUCUCUGGGUGUUACGGUUCUUCUUGCUCUGACUGUGUUCCAGCUGAUGGUUGCAGAGAUCAUGCCUCCCUCUGAAAAUGUACCUUUGAUAGGAAAGUAUUACAUAGCAACUAUGACCAUGAUCACAGCUUCCACUGCACUGACGAUCAUUAUAAUGAAUCUCCAUCACUGUGGCUCAGAAGCAAAGCCUGUUCCACAAUGGGCCAGGGUGGUUAUUUUGGACUACAUGUCAAAAAUCUUUUUUGUUUAUGAUGUGGGUGAAAAUUGCACAAGUCCAAAAAGAGAGAAGGAAGAAGAACGUAGGUUAGAGGGGGAUGAUGGGUGCCAGAGCAGGCACAAAGAGGUAAGGAGUUGCCUUUCUAAUAGCAAUGAUGACUCUGCUCUCAAGGAGAAGCUCAAUGGAAAUUUGAAUAAAAGCUAUGACGUUCAUGGUGAAAAUGUUAGGGAGACUGUUAACUGCUGUUCCUGUUACAAAAUGCUGAUUAAGAACAUUGAAUAUAUUGCCAAUUGUAUUCGAGACCAUAAAGCAAACAAGGCCAAAGGAAUUGAGUGGAAAAAAGUUGCAAAAGUGAUGGAUAGGUUUUUCAUGUGGAUUUUCUUUAUCAUGGUGUUUUUCAUGAGUGUGCUGGUCAUUGGGAAAGCUGCUUAACUGAAGAUGAACACAUUCAUUUUGUAAAUCUGAAUAUACUGAGUGAGAUUAUUUCGGCAGAGCUCCAGGACAAGAGUGUUUUUGAGAUCUUUGUCUUGC
Messenger RNA from Tyto alba (common barn owl), 1560 nucleotides. RefSeq names its product cholinergic receptor nicotinic alpha 9 subunit (gene CHRNA9). Bases 1 to 1461 code for a protein of 486 amino acids. Gene Ontology annotation, biological process: chemical synaptic transmission; nervous system process; regulation of membrane potential. NCBI's taxonomy places the organism in Eukaryota, Metazoa, Chordata, Aves, Strigiformes, Tytonidae. The record is from RefSeq and is a predicted model, not a curated record. Gene Ontology annotation, molecular function: transmembrane signaling receptor activity; acetylcholine-gated monoatomic cation-selective channel activity. The transcript has 5 exons. Gene Ontology annotation, cellular component: synapse; postsynaptic membrane; neuron projection.